Molecule: messenger RNA, 807 nt
Organism: Penicillium taxi
Lineage: Eukaryota; Fungi; Ascomycota; Eurotiomycetes; Eurotiales; Aspergillaceae
Product: ER membrane complex subunit EMC3
Exons: 5
Coding region: 1-807 (268 amino acids)
Biological process (GO): protein folding in endoplasmic reticulum
Cellular component (GO): EMC complex; membrane
Source: RefSeq, a predicted model, not a curated record
AUGGCUAUUCAAGGAGCUGAGCAGACUAUCCUUCGGGAUCCUGCUCUCUUUUACUGGAUUCUCUUCCCAAUCUCAGUGGUUAUGAUCCUCACCGGAAUCUUGCGCCACUAUGCAACAGUCUUGAUGAACACACCACCAAAGCCAGCCUCCAGCCUCGCUGAAUCCCGCGAACGACAUGCCCUCCUCCGCGGAGUUAACCUCCGCAAUCACGCCUGCGCUGUGUUAGAUCGCGAGGCAUUCGAGAUGCGGAAGAACUACUUAGUUAAGGGCUUCCGGAACGGCUCUUUCCUCAAGGACCCUGAAAACCGUGGCCAGCCACCCGCGAACCCAAUGACCGACCCUGCAGCGAUGGAGGGUAUGAUGGGCAUGGUGAAGGGCAACAUGAUGAUGAUGAUCCCGCAGACGUUGAUUAUGAGCUGGAUCAAUGCUUUCUUCUCGGGUUUCGUGAUCUUGAAAUUACCGUUCCCGCUGACUAUCCGAUUCAAGUCCAUGCUGCAGUCUGGUGUCAUGACUCGCGACUUGGAUGUGCGAUGGGUUUCGAGUCUAUCAUGGUACUUCCUUAACCUUAUGGGUCUGCAGUCUGUCUUUGCAUUUAUCCUGGGCAGCGAUAACUCUGCCAAUCAAAUGGCCCAGCAAAUGGGUAUGGCUAACCCUGCUGCUAUGGUGAACCCCAUGCAGCCUGGUCAGGAUCCUGAUAAACUGUUCUUGAGUGAGGCUGAAAACUUGGAGGUCAUGGAGCACUUCUGUAUCCUGGAUGGAGUUGAGGAGAGAGUUCUACGCAACUUCGCACUGCAGGGAUCUAAUUGA